Molecule: messenger RNA, 861 nt
Organism: Musa acuminata AAA Group (dessert banana)
Lineage: Eukaryota; Viridiplantae; Streptophyta; Magnoliopsida; Zingiberales; Musaceae
Product: V-type proton ATPase subunit F-like
Exons: 5
Coding region: 195-587 (130 amino acids)
Biological process (GO): proton transmembrane transport
Cellular component (GO): membrane; proton-transporting V-type ATPase, V1 domain
Molecular function (GO): proton-transporting ATPase activity, rotational mechanism
Source: RefSeq, a predicted model, not a curated record
UCUUCCUCUCUCUCUCUCUGUCUCUCUCUCCAUCCCUCCCCUAACAUCUUGGCCUCAAUCGUCAUCCCUCGAAGCGCCGACGAACGGCGAGCAGGAGAGGCAGCGACCAAAUAGCAGUAACCGAGCAGUAGCUCCCGGUGAGCGGCGCGGCAGCAGCGAGGUACCAGGCAGCUGUCGUUGCGAGUUUCUUGCAAAUGGCUGGGAGAGGUCAGAUCCGGACGAAUAACUCUGCCCUUAUAGCUAUGAUUGCAGAUGAGGACACUGUUACUGGAUUUUUGAUGGCUGGAGUUGGCAAUGUUGAUCUACGGAGAAAGACAAAUUACCUUAUUGUGGACUCAAAAACUACUGUGAAAGCUAUAGAAGAUGCAUUCAAAGAGUUCACCUCAAGGGAGGAUAUUGCUGUUGUGCUGAUUAGCCAAUAUAUUGCAAACAUGAUACGGUUUCUGGUGGAUAGCUACAACAAACCUGUUCCAGCUAUCUUGGAGAUUCCCUCCAAGGAUCAUCCAUAUGACCCUGCACAUGAUUCGGUUCUUUCCCGAGUGAGGUACCUCUUCUCUGCAGAAUCAGUAGCAUCAGGACGGCGCUGAUUUAAAUCUCUCUUUAAUGGAUGAAAUCCGUGCUUCACUAUUCGCGGUUGGUUUUUUCUCUCUUAAUUUUUAAUAAGCUUCCAUUCGUUUUUGAAUGACCAAUUCACCUUGAUCUGCUGGAAGCAUUUCUGAGACCAAAUUGUUCCAGAGUUAUGAUGAUGACAGAUUACUCAUGUAUUCUGUUAUGCUCCUGUACUUUUAUUCUAACAAUCUCUGCUAUUAUUCCAGAAUUUAAACGCAUAAAAUAUUAUAAUAAAUGAUCACAUUUCAUUUA